Phaeoacremonium minimum UCRPA7 is the source of this 951-nucleotide messenger RNA. RefSeq names its product putative arrestin domain-containing protein. Gene Ontology annotation, molecular function: protein-macromolecule adaptor activity; ubiquitin protein ligase binding. The transcript has a single exon. Gene Ontology annotation, cellular component: cytoplasm; cytosol. Bases 1 to 951 code for a protein of 316 amino acids. The record is from RefSeq and is a predicted model, not a curated record. Gene Ontology annotation, biological process: ubiquitin-dependent endocytosis. NCBI's taxonomy places the organism in Eukaryota, Fungi, Ascomycota, Sordariomycetes, Togniniales, Togniniaceae.
AUGAACAGGUCCCGAAACAAUAUGACUGCUAAGGAGCUAAAGCGUCUUUCGCUUCAAUCUGUUCAGUCGAGGAGUUUUGGAAAGGGCGAGUCUCCGCUUGCAAAUCAGGUUGUCCAAGCCAAAGGGUUCAAGGUCUUCUACCCGGGCACAUACGAGUAUUCGUUUGAGCUACCAAUAGAUCAUCACCAAUUGGAGACAACAAAACUGCAAUAUGGAUCUGUGAAGUGGGAGCUCGAGACCACAGUCGAGCGCGCUGGAGCCUUCAAGCCUAAUCUGCAUGGCUCAAAGGAAGUUUCGAUCGUUCGUGUGCCCGAUCAGCUUUCCCUGGAGAUGACAGAGCCCAUCUCAAUUUCGCGACAGUGGGAGGAUCAGCUCCAUUAUGAUAUUAUGAUUUCGGGCAAAUCAUUUCCGAUCGGCACCAAAAUCCCCAUCGCAUUCAAGCUUACGCCCCUGGCAAAGGUGCAAGUACACAAACUCAAAGUUUUCGUCACUGAGUCGAUAGAAUAUUGGACAAAUGACCGAAGAGUCACCAGAAAAGAUCCUGGGCGCAAGAUCUUACUAUUGGAGAAAUCAGCGGGCAAGCCGUUAGACAAGCAGUACGAAACGAGUGAUCUUCGAGUCUUGAGUGGAGGUGAGCUUUCGCCAGACGAACGGGACGAGGCUAGACAAGCCGCUCAACGGCGACGAACAAUGGAGGCAGAGAGGUCGCACGGUGUUCCUCAGCCCCUCCCUGAUCCUUCAGAGAACCUGCUGGGCGACCUGGAUUUAGGGCUAGAGACAUACUGGGGCUCCACUGAGAUUGAGAUGAAUGUUCAGAUACCGACCUGUGAAAUGAUGGCAAAGGACAAGACGCUGCGGCUGAAUCCUGAUUGUAGCUGGAAGAACGUUAAUGUUUACCACUGGAUCAAGGUAUGUGGCGGCAGGUUGCUUCCUCCCGUUUCAAUGUGCUGA